CUGUGGUGACGAUGUGGUUCCUUCUCCUGUUCCUCCACUCCUUCACUCACUUUGAGCCCGUCAGCUUAGAAGAUAAUUUCCGUCUCUUCCUGAGGAGCAGCCAGGGUCCUUGUGAAGGUCAUGUGGAGGUCUCGUAUAACGGCGAGUGGGGCUACGUUGGAGACAAAUAUUGGAACACGACCACCGAAGAGGUGGUUUGCAGGAGCACUCACUGUGGGACGCCGGUGGAGAACUCAACCAGAAGUGUUCGCAGGUCCAUGAAGAAGAAGGUUUGGCUCAACGAGCUGAAGUGUGACGGUAAUGAGAGCAACCUGUGGGACUGUCCCAACUGGCCCGGCCCAGGAGUCAGCUUCUAUCAGAAACCCACGGUGAAGAAGGUCAGAUGUUCAUAUAAAAUCAAAAUCGAGCUGAAACCACACCGAUGUGAAGGAGCUGUUUGGUACUCUGUCAACGGGAAACAUGAAGGUUACAUUUGCAACGACAAAUUCUCCGAGGCAGAUGCGGAGCGUUUGUGUGAAAGCCUGCAGUGUGGAAGCUUCAGUAAGAAGCUGAAUCACGAGUGGACGAAGGAUGAAAAGCAGCAGACGGGGAUGAAGAUCGAUUGCUCGGGUCUUAAUAAUGUGACUGAUCUGUGGCAGUGUGCACAACAACAAACCACCUGUAAAUCGCCCGCCUCCAUCUCGUGCAAAGGCCACGACGUCCUGCAGCUCGUAGGAAACCAGGCUGAUGUUUGCUCCGGACAGCUGGAGAAACUAAGCGACAACGAAUGGAAACCUUUUCAAAAACACAAAGUUGAUGCGGCAAAGCUGUGCAGCCAAAUGCACUGCGGCACCUUUGGUGUCUACGACCAGCUGAACCAAUCCCUGGCUUGCUCAGACAGAGUCGAAGUGUUUCUGAAGAACGACAUGGGAGAGAAGUGUUAUGGUGAGGUCAUGAUCCGGCGGAACGGCACCGAUCGUGCCGUCUGCGGCUCCAUCUGGACUGAAAAGGAGGCUAAAAUAGUCUGCUCAGAGCUAAAGUGUGGGACAGUUUUAAAACAUUCAGUAAAACAAUCAGAACAAUCAGCAGGACGGAGACGAGAACCAGGGUUGAUGGACCACGUGAAGUGUGAAGGCAGCGAGGCGUCGCUGUGGCACUGCCGAGCUAAACACGUGAACUUAAAAUGUCCCUCUGUACCUCAGGUUAUCUGUUCAGAAAGCAUGGCCAUGAAACUGGUGGACGGUCCCGGAAAAUGUGCUGGGAAACUGAUGGUCAAGAGCGAGGGCCGGUGGAAACAAGCCAGUAAAGCCAGUUGGUCUAAGAAAGACUCAGAUUUUGUCUGUCGACAGCUGAACUGCGGUGACAAAAGUAGAGAUAACGCUUUAAAAUUCAACAAGGGUGGAAGUGAAUUGAUCAAGAUGAAAUGCAGCUCAGGAAAAACGAUCACACACAUACACGACUGCAUUGAUCCCAACCAAAUAAACCCAACUGAUGAUCCGUUGGCAAUAACCUGCGAGGAACACAAGGUCGUGCUGCUGAAUGGCUCGUGUUCUGGCCUCGUGGAGAUAGAACAUGGUGACAGAAGCUAUUUGCUCUCUGGGUCCAAUGAGACGUGGAACCAGGAAGCAGCAGACACAGUCUGCAGACAGAUGCAUUGCGGGAAGGCAUUAAACUUCAGUGUCUCCCUUCACAACAAGAAAGAACCUCUAUGGGGAGAAUCUCGCCGCUGCUCGUCCAACGACACAUCGUUGUUCGAGUGCAACGCCAUAGCUCUUCCACCUGACCACAAUGACACCGUCGCCAGUGUGACGUGCUCAGGGGAGAUUAAUAUGACUCUAUCCAGUGGCUGCUUUGGAUUUGUGGAAAUUUCUGCAGCAGGAAAAAAGGGGCGUGCGUGCGGUGACACCUGGACAAACGACAUGUCCAAGCAGCUGUGCAGGGAUCUGGGUUGUGGGAAUGACAUCCUGGAAUCAAACAAGCAGGACAAAACCCAAAUCUGUUUCAAAAGUUUCCAUGGCAGGGGACGCUACUCCAGCCCAAGCACAUACAGCUUUAACCUGAUGGAGCACGGUGAAAGGUGUGACCAAAGUGCUGUCUAUGUUGUCUGCACAGGUAGUGUCAAGCCAAGAUUCAAGGCGUCCCAGGAUAAGUGUUCUGGUAACAUAGAGAUGAGUUAUGAUGGAAAAUGGUUACCAGUGUCCAAGGACUCGCUUGAACAUCCUCAAACUCGAAACACCAUCUGUGGGGAGCUGAAGUGUGGUGAUGCUGAAAGUGUGACCGACUACUUUGGACCUCCAGUGGUGGAUGGUGCCAUCAAGAUAGGAUGUUCCUCAGGGAAAAUGGAAACUUGCCAAAUUUCUAUUGAGAAACAACCUAAAGCAUCCUUAGGGGGCCUCCGAUGUGCUGAGUGGAAGAAGAUGGCCUUGGAAGUUGACCAUGCCUGUGAAGGAGAUGUCUCCAUCUACUCGAAAGGAGCAUCUGAGGACAAACGGUCUGUAGUUUCCAGUCAAGGCUGGACUGAAGCUGAAGGACGGAUUCUUUGCCAGAACUUGAGAUGUGGCGACUUCUUAUCAACAAAUGAGUUGUUGUUGGAUGAGAGUGAGACUCUUUGGGGGAAAACCUUUAAGUGUUCUGGUAAUCCUCAAAGUAUUUGGGACUGUGAAACAGAAAAGCUGCAAGCAAAGCCAGAGAAAAAGGCCUAUCUAAAAUGUCAAGCAAAGCCCAAGGUCACACUUGCACAAAAAUGUUCGGGAGAAUUGAAGAUAGACAGUUCUCCUGUGUGCAAGACGGGGUGGAAAACCGAAUAUUCUCACAGGGUUUGUCAAGAACUGAAUUGUGGAAAUGCCAUUGAACAAGACUUGGAAGGCUCAUCCUACAAUGCAGAGAAAUUUUAUGUCCAAUGUGAUGACCACAAUCAUCUCAUUGGUCAGUGUAAGAGAGUCCUUGGAAAGUGCCAAAAGUCCGUUUCUAUUUCCUGCACGGAGAGUGUUGAGUUCAGCUCCACACAGAGAUGCGGCGGUCUGGUUGAGAUCAGGUAUAAUAUCAAUCGGUACCUAAAAGUGUGCAACGCAAACUUGGAUCAGCCCGCGCUGAACAACCUGUGUCAGAGGAUCGGCUGUGGUCCGUACAACUACUCAAGCACAGAGGGCCCAUUCAAAGAGGCCAGCUUGGCAAGCCUGGAAUGCCCAGCUACUUACCGGGAUGCUCGGUACUGCAUCAAACAAUGUCAAGCUACAACCCGAGCUUCCAUCUAUUGUGAAGGCUAUCAGCCAUCUAGAACAACACCAAGUCCCACCCAGAAAACCAAUCCAAUACCUAUUAUUACAGCCGUGGGAUUUGUUCUCAUCCUGGUUAUACUGAUUGGCGUUUUUGUAAGAUACCAUGUUGUCAUGAGAAACAGGAGAUCCAGAAGGUCAGCAAAUUCGCUGCCAGGCCAGGGAUCUGAGUGGGAAAGUGGGAACUACGAAGAUGUGGACAAAUCCAAUGAAAUCCAGUCUACUCAUGAUGUUGUUUUUGCAGGAUUCCGAUCAGAAUCUGAGUUCAUGCCGGAGAAAGAUGGAGAAAGUGCCAACAGUUACGACGAUGUGGAUGAAGUGACCGAGUCUCAGCCCCUGACGGCUCCAGGUUCCUCUGCAGCUGCCCCCAAAGACAACUCCAUCCAGGAAGAAGAUGGUGUGACCUUCGAAGUGGACGACCCACAGGAGGACAACUACGACGACAUUGGGGUCACUUCUGAGGCGACGCAGGUUAAAGUGGACGUCUACGACAAACCCAAAACCACUGCUGGAAGUGACACAGAAGCUGCUGAAAAUCUGGUGCAGAAUGAUGGGGAUUAUCUGGUACCGGGCCAAGAGGGGUGAGCCAAUAACGGGCCGAGAUCUUCUUAACAUAAAAUCUAUAAGGAUGGAUGACAGGAAAACCAAUUAAAAGAUUUUCAAAGUGAGACCUUUACAAACCACA
This is a messenger RNA of Nothobranchius furzeri (turquoise killifish), 3939 nucleotides long. RefSeq names its product antigen WC1.1. Gene Ontology annotation, molecular function: serine-type endopeptidase activity. Gene Ontology annotation, cellular component: plasma membrane. The record is from RefSeq and is a predicted model, not a curated record. NCBI's taxonomy places the organism in Eukaryota, Metazoa, Chordata, Actinopteri, Cyprinodontiformes, Nothobranchiidae. Gene Ontology annotation, biological process: zymogen activation.